Molecule: messenger RNA, 817 nt
Organism: Gryllus bimaculatus (two-spotted cricket)
Lineage: Eukaryota; Metazoa; Arthropoda; Insecta; Orthoptera; Gryllidae
Source: the annotation of a GenBank genome assembly
CACUUCCUGAAGAAUGCUUAUGUGUAGGAGUUGCAAGAGUAGGUUCUGAUUCCCAGAAAAUCAUCGCUUGUUCACUGAAACAAAUGAAAGAUACUGAUUUAGGUCCACCAUUACAUUCCCUUGUUAUAUGUGGGAAACUUCAUCCUUUGGAAAUAGAGUAUCUUUCCCAAUUCGCUCUCAAUGAACAAGAUUUUCAGAAUAGUGUAGAGGUUUAAUUUACUUGCCAUUUCUAUUUUAAGGUGUAACUGUUUGCUUCAGAAUCAGUGUUAUAAUCAAUUACCAUUGGCAGAUCAUGAAUUUAAAAAAAGAAAUGAAAAUUUGAAAUGUAUUGUUAUUUUCAAUUAUUUAUGGACAGCAAAGUGUGUUCUUAUGGAGCAGUACAAAAUCUGUGCAAAUCAUUUAAAAAUAAUUUUGAAUAUGCAAAUAUAGAACUUAAAAAACAAAAAAAUGCUUUUAAUGUUGAUGUACAUUAUGUAAUUAUAUACUGAAAUGAAAAAGAAAUAAUUGAAAACCAAGAAGUUAGAUUAUAUUAUCUUAUUCAUUCCUUUGUAGUGUUUUCUUCACUUGUUGUGGAUGAUGUCUGUGAUCGGUUCUUUUUUAAUUGUUUUAUUAUUGUGCUGCUGCAGACACAAACAAAUGGACUUGUCGUGAAUUGUGGAAAAUAACAAAAUCCUAAAUUUGUUUUUAUGCCUAGAUAGAUACGCUUUUGAAGUGUAUUGUUUUUUGUAUUUUAUAUAAAUCUUGAAGUGUUGCAUACAGUCGUUGAAUGAUCUUCACCUAUGUGUCAUGUGGUUUUAUGCAGACAUUCCAUCAGGGA